UAAUAAAAGAAAGGCGUGUCAGCACAUAAUUAAAAACCCUUAUCCAACUAAAACUACCCAAAGAAACUAGUGCACUGAGAGAUAAUGGCAAUGCCUGGUGGACUGAAACCUGCUGAAAUUGCUGACCCUGAAAUACAAGCAGUGGCUGAUGCCGUGAGGGCUGACCUGGAGGGCAAGCUAGGGAGCCAGUGCUCUGAGUAUGUAGCAGUGACCUACAGGUCGCAAGUGGUGGCUGGAAUCAACUACUUCAUCAAGGUGAAGGUUGGACCUGAUGCUUACGUUCAUCUGAGAGUGUACAAACACUUCAGUGGGGAGAUUUCUCUGGCUUCUUACCAAGACAAGAAGACCAAAGAUGACGAAGUGACCUAUUUCUCUGGCCUAGGGACCCAAUACACAAUACUAGAAAUGUCCAAGCGAGACAAAAGUAUCACUUGGAGUGGCCUAAUGCCUAGGCCUGGUGGACUGAAACCUGCUGAAUCUGCUGACCCUAAAAUACAAGCAGUGGCUGAUGCCGUGAGGGCUGACCUGGAGGGCAAGCUAGGGAGCCAGUGCUCUGAGUACGUGGCAGUGACCUACAGGUUGCAAAAGGUGGCUGGAAUCAACUACUUCAUCAAGGUGAAGGUUGGACCUGAUGCUUACGUUCAUCUGAGAGUGUACAAACGCUUCACUGGGGAGAUUUCUCUGACUUCUUACCAAGACAAGAAGACCAAAGAUGACGAAGUGACCUAUUUCUAAUUCUCUGGCUGAACUAUAUAAUCAUCGACCCGAACUAUUAGCUAGCUGAAAUUAAUGCACUCCUGUUAACUGUUAUAUGUAAGUGAAUUUUAUAUCAAGUUUAGCAGACACAAA
Messenger RNA from Halichondria panicea, 849 nucleotides. RefSeq lists its product as uncharacterized. The transcript has 7 exons. The record is from RefSeq and is a predicted model, not a curated record. Gene Ontology annotation, molecular function: cysteine-type endopeptidase inhibitor activity. Bases 85 to 735 code for a protein of 216 amino acids. Gene Ontology annotation, cellular component: cytosol. NCBI's taxonomy places the organism in Eukaryota, Metazoa, Porifera, Demospongiae, Suberitida, Halichondriidae.